AGAAGAAGAAGAAGACGAAGAAGACGAAGAAGGAGAAUUACAGUCAGGUUACAAAACCAAAGCUGAGCUUCGUAAAAACACUUGAAACAGUCCGGGCUUGGGCUACUGUUGCGUCUCGGCGAAUGGGGUUUGACAAGUUCUGCAGUCUGGACAGUUCCGAUCCAUUUUGGGAUUGGAACCGUACAUGGUACACUGCUAACCCCGACCUCACCCAGUGCUUCCAGAACACUGUCCUGGUGUGGCUGCCAUGCCUCUACCUUUGGAUGUGUGCUCCCAUCUACCUCAUCUACCUCCGCAGCCACGACCAUGGCUACAUAUGUAUGAGUCACCUCAACAAAGCUAAAACCGCUGUUGGCCUUCUGCUGUGGAUUAUCUGCUGGUCAGAUGUGUUCUAUUCUUUCUGGGAAAGAAGUCAUGGCACCAGCGUCCCCGCACUCGUCCACCACGUCAGUCCUACCUUACUGGGCCUCACCAUGUUGCUGGCCACCCUGGUAAUCCAGUAUGAACGGAUGAAAGGGGUUCAGUCAUCUGGAGUCAUGCUGAUCUACUGGCUGCUGGCAUUGCUGUGUGCCACAGUCACCUUUAGGUCCAAGAUCUUCCAGGCCCUGGAACAGCCGUUGACGGUAAAUGUGUGGAGGUACGCCACCUUCUAUAUCUUCUAUGCUCUGCUGCUGAUUUCACUGUUCCUGUCCUGCCUGACGGACCAGCCCCCCCUCUUCUCCCAGGCCAUCAAAGACUCGAAUCCCUGCCCUGAGCCUGGAGCUUCUUUCCUCUCUAGAAUAACCUUCUGGUGGAUCACCAGGAUGAUGGUGACAGGCUACAAACGCCCACUGGAGGACAAGGACCUGUGGUCUUUGAACUCGGAGGACCGCUCCCAGAGAGUGGUUCCUCAGCUGGUGCGCCGCUGGAACACAGAGUGCCAAAAGAUCAAAAGGACCGAGCAGAAAACGGUGUACUCCCCCAAGCGGGUCACGCACACUGAGGGCAAAGAGGGCCAAGCUGUUGAAGAGUCUGAAAUCUUGAUUGUAAAAAAAACCCAGAAAACCAAGGAGCCCUCGCUGUUCUGGGCACUGUGCCUAACCUUUGGGCCCUACUUCCUCAUCUCCUGCCUCUAUAAGAUCAUCCAGGACGUCCUCAUGUUCGUCGGGCCUGAGAUCCUCCGGCUGCUGAUCGGCUUCGUCAAUGACUCCAGCGCCCCCUCCUGGCAGGGUUACUUCUACACCGCUCUGCUCUUCAUAUGUACCUGUGUGCAGUCGCUCAUCCUCCAGAAGUACUUCCACGUUUGCUUUGUCUCAGGCAUGCGUCUGCGCACUGCCAUCAUCGGCGCCGUCUACAGGAAGGCCUUGGUUAUAAGCAGCGCGGCGCGCCGCACCUCCACGGUGGGAGAGAUCGUCAACCUGAUGUCAGUGGACGCCCAGCGCUUCAUGGACCUCAUCACCUACAUCAACAUGAUCUGGUCGGCCCCUCUGCAGGUGGUGCUGGCCCUCUACUUUCUCUGGCAGAACCUGGGUCCGUCCGUGCUGGCUGGAGUGGCUGUGAUGGUUCUGAUGGUUCCUAUUAAUGCUGUCAUCGCCAUGAAAACCAAAACCUACCAGGUGGCUCAGAUGAAGAGCAAAGACAACCGCAUUAAGCUGAUGAACGAGAUGCUGAACGGCAUCAAGGUGCUGAAGCUGUACGCCUGGGAGCUGGCCUUCAAGGACAAGGUGUCGGAAAUCCGCGAGAGUGAGCUGCGGGUCCUGAAGAAGGCCGCCUACCUGGGGGCCGUGUCCACCUUCACCUGGAUCUGUGCACCGUUCCUGGUCGCCCUGUCCACGUUCUCCGUGUUCGUGCUGAUUGACGAGCGUAACGUGCUGGAUGCCGAGAAGGCCUUUGUGUCACUGGCGCUCUUCAACAUCCUGCGCUUUCCUCUCAACAUGCUGCCAAUGGUCAUCAGCAGCAUGGUGCAGGCCAGUGUUUCCUUGAAGCGGCUCAGAGUGUUUCUGUCCCACGAGGAGCUGCAGGAGGACAGUGUCGAGCACAAAGCAGUAGCAGGCUCCACACACAGUAUCUCCAUAGUGGAUGGAGUUUUCAGCUGGUCCAGAGCUGAACCCCCGGCACUCAGCGGGCUGAAUGUGUGCGUCCCAGAAGGCUCUCUGGUGGCCGUGGUGGGACACGUGGGCUCGGGAAAGUCCUCGCUGCUCUCCGCCCUGCUCGGAGAGAUGGACAAACUGGAAGGAAGCGUGGCUGUCAAGGGUUCGGUGGCCUACGUUUCCCAGCAGGCCUGGAUCCAGAACUCCACCCUGAAAGACAACAUCAUGUUUGGUCAGGAGAGGAGGGAGAACUGGUACCAGCGUGUGGUGGAGGCCUGCGCCCUGCAGCCGGACCUGGAGAUCCUUCCUGCCGGAGACGAGACGGAGAUCGGAGAGAAGGGCGUGAAUCUGUCUGGAGGUCAGAAGCAGAGGGUGAGCCUGGCCAGGGCGGUCUAUUGUGACCGGGGCGUCUACCUGCUGGACGACCCGCUGUCUGCCGUCGACGCUCACGUAGGAAAACAUAUCUUUGAUCAAGUCAUCGGCCCUCAGGGCCUGCUGAAGGACAAGACUCGUGUGCUGGUGACCCAUGGGCUGAGCUACCUGCCCCAGGCCGACCUGAUCCUGGUCCUGGUGGAGGGCCAGAUCACAGAGAUGGGCUCCUACCAGCAUCUCAUGGCCACCCAGGGAGCCUUCGCCGAGUUUCUGCGGACAUACGCUGCCGUCGAGCACACUGACAACGACGAACCUGUGCCAAAGAGUGGAACCAAAGGAAUGGAGAACGGCAGCGCAACUGCUCUUGCUGGCAGUCCGGGUGUCAGCAGCGUGUCCAAACUGUCCCCGACGGCUGAGGAGAACAAGGUGCUGGGCAAGAAAGCCAAGGACCCCGAGGUGGGCAAGCUGAUGGAGGCUGAUAAGGCCGGCACUGGACAGGUCAAGCUGUCUGUGUUCUGGGCGUAUCUGAAAGCCAUCGGAGUGCUUUUGUCCUGCAUCAGUCUGCUGCUGUUCCUCGCCCAUCACCUGGCCUCGCUGUUCUCCAACUACUGGCUGAGCCUGUGGACCGACGACCCCGUGGUCAACGGCACUCAGCCGAACAGACAGAUGAGACUCGGGGUGUACGGGGCUCUCGGCCUGUCCCAGGGUGUGGCAGUCUUUGGCUACUCCCUGUCCACGUCCAUCGGGGGCAUCCUGGCGUCCCGCUGCCUCCACCAGUCCAUGCUGUACGACGUCCUGCGCUCACCCAUGUCCUUUUUUGAGCGAACCCCCAGCGGCAACCUGGUCAACCGCUUCGCCAAGGAGAUGGAUACCAUUGACUCCGUGAUCCCCAGCAUUAUUAAGAUGUUCAUGGGCUCGAUGUUUAACGUGAUGGGUGCUUGUGUUAUCAUCCUGAUGGCCACGCCGCUGUUGGCUAUCAUCAUUCCUGUUCUCGGCCUGCUUUACUUUUUUGUGCAGAGGUUUUAUGUGGCGUCAUCUCGCCAGCUGAAGCGCCUGGAGUCAGUCAGCCGUUCACCCAUCUACACCCACUUCAACGAAACACUGCUGGGCACCUCCGUCAUUCGAGCCUUCGGUGAACAGGAGCGCUUCAUCCGAGAGAGUGACCAGCGGGUGGACCACAACCAGAAGGCCUACUACCCCAGCAUAGUAGCAAACCGGUGGCUGGCUGUCCGCCUGGAGUUUGUAGGAAACUGCAUUGUGUCAUUCGCUGCUUUGUUUGCCGUCAUAGCCAGAGAGAGCCUGAGUCCAGGCAUCAUGGGGCUGUCUAUCUCCUACGCCCUUCAGCUGACUGCGUCUCUGACCUGGCUGGUGAGGAUGUCCUCUGAUGUGGAGACCAACAUAGUGGCUGUGGAGAGAGUCAAGGAGUACAGUGACACGGAGAAAGAGGCGGAGUGGAAGCACGAGCCCUCCAGCCUCCCCCCGGGGUGGCCCACGGACGGCUGCAUCGACAUCAGAGGCUUGGGCCUGCGCUACCGCCCCGAUCUGGAUCUCGCCAUCCACAACAUCACCAUCAACAUAAACAAAGGAGAGAAGGUCAGCCUUCACAUCACUGCGCUGAAGCCAGUCUCUGUGUUCGGGGCGGGGAAAUCCUCCCUGAUGCUGGGGCUGUUCCGGAUCAUCGAGGCAGCUGAGGGCCACAUCUUCAUUGAUGGGGUGGACAUUGCUCAGCUGGGCCUCCAUGAACUGCGUUCCAGAAUCACCAUCAUACCACAGGACCCAGUGCUGUUUUCCGGCUCUCUGAGGAUGAACCUGGAUCCUUUUGACAGCUACUCUGACGAGGGAGUAUGGAGGGCUCUGGAGUAUUCCCAUCUCAAGAGCUUUGUGUCCGGCCUGCCAAACAAACUCAACCACGAGUGUAGUGAAGGAGGAGAGAACCUCAGUGUGGGUCAGCGCCAGCUGCUGUGCCUGGCCAGAGCUCUGCUGAGGAAGACCAAGAUCCUGGUUCUAGACGAGGCCACAGCCGCCGUGGACAUGGAGACAGACAACCUGAUCCAGUCCACCAUCCGCUCUCAGUUUGAGGACUGCACCGUCCUAACAAUAGCUCACCGCCUCAACACCAUCAUGGACUACACCAGGGUCCUGGUGUUGGACAAGGGAGAGAUGGCCGAGUUUGACUCUCCCUCCAACCUCAUCGCUCAGAGAGGAGCCUUUUACAAGAUGGCCAAGGACGCUGGGCUGGUGUGAAGCAGGCGGAGGGGGGGCCUCCCUUUGUUCGGCUGCUCCUCUGAGCCCCCGCCAGCUCCUCUGCUCGCCGCUGUGGACGUCCCAGUUACAGACUGAGAUGCAGAUACAGUAGGGGAAAUGUUAAGAUUUAGAGUGUUUUGACUAUUUAAGCAAGUUUGUUGAUGAAGAACGGGUUUGAUUUGACCCGCUCUACCAUCCACAGUCCUCAUUUAACUCCCCCCCC
Molecule: messenger RNA, 4908 nt
Organism: Perca fluviatilis (European perch)
Lineage: Eukaryota; Metazoa; Chordata; Actinopteri; Perciformes; Percidae
Gene: abcc1
Product: ATP-binding cassette, sub-family C (CFTR/MRP), member 1
Exons: 31
Coding region: 123-4685 (1520 amino acids)
Biological process (GO): glutathione transmembrane transport; xenobiotic transport
Cellular component (GO): basolateral plasma membrane
Molecular function (GO): ATP binding; ATP hydrolysis activity; glutathione transmembrane transporter activity
Source: RefSeq, a predicted model, not a curated record